Messenger RNA from Lodderomyces oxycetoniae, 339 nucleotides. RefSeq lists its product as uncharacterized. The record is from RefSeq and is a predicted model, not a curated record. Bases 1 to 339 code for a protein of 112 amino acids. NCBI's taxonomy places the organism in Eukaryota, Fungi, Ascomycota, Pichiomycetes, Serinales, Debaryomycetaceae. The transcript has a single exon.
AUGCCUACGACUGGUGGUUUUGCCUUUAGCUUAGUCACGGGAGCUGCUAUAAGACUUUUCCAAGUCGGACUUAGUGGCUCUCCGUCAAAAUUGUCACAAAAGGUAAUUGGAUACGCUACUGCAAUGAGUAUAACAUCGGCAAUUUACUAUUUCAUAUACGAUCCACAAAUGACUCACAGUAGAGAGCUAUUAGAACGAAGAUUGAUAAUGUUGCGAGAGCAAAGACAAAGAAAAGAGGACUUGGUAAGUACCAAGGACUUGAAAAACAGGUUAUUUACAUCAAAUGAUAGAGGCAAGUUCUUUCAAUUGUUUGAACAAUAUGGCCAGCCCUACAAGUAA